Molecule: messenger RNA, 7832 nt
Organism: Acanthopagrus latus (yellowfin seabream)
Lineage: Eukaryota; Metazoa; Chordata; Actinopteri; Spariformes; Sparidae
Gene: lmtka
Product: apoptosis-associated tyrosine kinase a
Exons: 14
Coding region: 440-5215 (1591 amino acids)
Biological process (GO): brain development; peptidyl-tyrosine autophosphorylation
Molecular function (GO): ATP binding; protein tyrosine kinase activity
Source: RefSeq, a predicted model, not a curated record
CACUUUCUUUCAUAGUAAUGACACACUUCCCAUCAGCCCCCUCCUGUCACGGUGCUGGUGCCUGUCAUUCCUCACCUGUCCACUAGUCUCCCAGUUGAGUUUUCCCGCGGUUUGCCAGUCACCUGACCAGAACCUCCCUGCACAGACGUCGAGCUGCACGUCUCUCCACAGCACGCAGAAAUAAUGAAUUUCGAAAUGAGCUGGUGUGGUGUUGAACAGUGACAGAACAAUCUGAUCUGAUGUCCUCAGCAGCCCAGCACGCUGUUGCCCUGUAGUUCGGCUGUCUUCGGAACCCGGUGGUCCAUCUUCGCCCCCAGCCGGACACAUCUGAUGGGGUGUCAGGACAGAAGAUGGGGCUCCGCUGAGCGAGCUGUCGUGGCCUUCGUCCCUGGCGGUGGUGGCCGUCUCCUUCUCCGGCCUCUUCACCUUCGUCUUCCUCAUGCUGGCCUGUCUCUGCUGCAAGAAGGGCGACAUCGGCUUCAAGGAGUUUGAAAACACCGAGGGAGAGGAGUACCAGGCAGAUCUGUCCGCCCUGGCCUCGCCUUCCUCCCAGAACGGCCCCGAGGUCUACAUCCUUCCCCUCACGGAGGUCUCCCUGCCUGUCUCCAAACAGCCGGGCCGAUCCAUCCAGCUGCUGAAAUCAUCAGACCUCGGCCGCCAUAGUCUGCUGUAUCUAAAGGAGAUUGGACAUGGCUGGUUCGGCAAGGUUCUGCUGGGCGAAGUCAAUGCGGGCCUCAGCACCACCCAGGUGGUGGUAAAGGAGCUGAAGGCCAGCGCCAGUGUCCAGGAUCAGAUGCAGUUCCUGGAGGAGGUGCAGCCAUACCGAACCCUCCAGCACCCUGCCCUGCUGCAGUGCCUGGCACAAUGCUCAGAGGUCACUCCUUAUCUGCUGGUCAUGGAGUUCUGCCCUCUGGGUGAUCUGAAGAGCUACCUGCGCAGUUGUCGGGUGGCUGACUCCGAGACUCCGGACCCUCUGAUCCUCCAGAGAAUGGCGUGUGACAUUGCCUCAGGGCUUCUGCACCUCCACAAAUACAACUUCAUACACAGUGACCUGGCUUUGCGAAACUGCCUGCUGACUUCAGAAAUGUCAGUGAAGAUCGGAGACUACGGCCUCUCUCACAGCCGAUACAAGGAUGACUACUACAUAACACAAGACCAGAUCUGGGUUCCCCUGCGCUGGAUUGCACCUGAGCUCAUAGACGAGGUCCACGGUAACCUGCUGGUCGUGGACCAAACCAAAUCCAGCAACAUCUGGUCGUUGGGGGUGACUGUGUGGGAGCUGUUCGAGCUGGGAAACCAGCCGUACCGACACUACUCUGACAGACAGGUGCUGACAUAUGCUGUGAAAGAGCAGCAGCUCAAACUACCCAAACCCCAGCUGCAGUUCCCUCUGGCUGAGCGCUGGUAUGAAGUGAUGCAGUUCUGUUGGCUGCAGCCAGAGCUGAGACCCAGCAGUGAGGAAGUCCACCUUCUGGUCACGUACUUGUGUGCCAAAGGCUCCAGCGAGGCCGAGGAAGACUUUGAACAACGUUGGAACGCCUUGAGACCCAACCUGCUGGGUAGCACCUCCCACACAGCGACAUCCACCACCCUCCUCCUGACCCCUACACCUGCCUCAGCCGACAACAAUGGUGCAGAGCAAACUCAGGCGGUGGAGCUGGCCUCCUCUGCCUCGUCCUCCUUCCCUCUCCUGGAGCACUUCUCCGACAGCUUCCACUCCGACACAGGGGACGACCUCCUCACUGUCACAGAGACCAGCCAUGGGCUCAACUUUGAGUACAAGUGGGAGCAGGCCCGAGCCGAGCAGCCCUACUGCUCCUCCUCCACCAGUGGGCCGCUGGGCCAGGGGAACCCACAUUACCAGGAUAUCUACUAUUCCAGUAAAGGAAGCAGCUCAGGGGGCUGCAAGGCUAACAGCCUGACCUCAGGCAUAUCCCCAUCCUACUAUGAACCCGAACACCCAGGUGUGGUCCCAGUGUUGAGCGCCCACAGCCCCUCAGUCAGCAGUGAGUACUACAUUCGUAUAGAGGAGCCAGUAGAGUGUAACAUAAACCUGGAUGACAGUGUGGUGGACUACAGUCCAGGAGUGGAGGCCGGCAGCAGCAGGUUGUCCUCCGAGAGUCGGACUGGGUCAUCCAUGGCACAGCCCAGUACUUACUGGGCAACUGCUGACAACAUCAAGUCCCCCGCCUAUGACUCGGACUCAAGCCCCACUGUCCAGCUAACCAUGGAGCCACUGCUGAGACACACAUCCAGCACCAGUCCUGUAAAGUUAGGCCAUUCCCACAACUGCUUCUCAUCCAGUCAGGAUGACACGGUCUACUGUGAACAGUCGGCAUACAAGACUCGACGCCACUCCUGUCUGUCUGAGCUGGAUACAACACCAGAGUCCAGAUCAAACCUUGUGCAUCCAGUAGGACUUUUAGAAAACCCACGCAGUUCGUCACAGGCAGUGAGCAGCCCCAGCUUAGGGUUCUGCGAUCCCUACCUGGAAGCGAGCACAGGUCGCAGCACAGUUAAUGAGAGCUAUCAUAAUAUAAUGGAUCCCCUCAGAAAGACAAUACCCAUUGUUAACCACAUUAGCAUCGAUGUAGGGACAGACGACGGCCUGCUGGUGGGCCAGCGGAGAGGAGAAGACAUCGAGGAUGACCUUUUCUCUGAAGCAGAGGCCACUAACUGGACCUCAAACCAUUCAGCCAACAACAAUAGCCUUAGCUUUGACAGCAGGCAGGCAGGCAGUGGGCAUGACUGCUAUCUGGACCUUCAAUAUGCUGAUCACUCUAACACAACAGAAUUAUGGUCUUUAACCAAGGCCACCACCAGAACCUUCCAAAGCUCCAGGUCUUGUGGCACCAUGGAAGCAGAGGGAGGAGACUCUGGUCAUAACGCUGCUAGCAAGCCCACUGAAUUGGGUUCACACAUUCACUUGCAUCACAAAGAAAGAGAGGAAUCUGCCACUCAAGUGGAAAGGAACUUAUCUGCAGAAAAUCUAAGAAGUUUUGAUUCGCUCACCAGCUCAAGUAUCAAUGCCAGAGGGACAGAGGGUGGAAAACUAGAGGGGAAAUAUGAAAAUCAAUUAUUGCUUCAUGGGGAUAGGCUGUACUCUGAGCCUAAGAUGAUACCCGAGGCGAACUAUAUAAAGUCCCCGUCUUCUUUCAAGGAUCCUCAGACAGUCAAGCAGAGGGGUAACAUCUGGGAGGGGGUUUCAACAGGAAUCACUGUUGGUCUCGGAGAAAAAAGGCGAAGCUACCCAGAGACGUCAGAAAGCAGCAGAUCGUUGGACAGUGGAGUCGGGGUCAGGAACUCCAGCGUGAGCCUGGUUGAGCUUGGUGACUACAGCGAGGACGAUGAUGACGACAUCACAGACAUCACAUCGGGGAUCUUUGCUGAUUUCAACCUGGACUACGCUGAGGUAGAGGAGGAAGAACUGAGUCCGGUGAAGAAUCAAGAGAGAACUCCUGACUCUGUAGACACCCUGAACCUGUCCUCGUCGAUGGCAAGCACCUGUGAUCAGGCCUUCAGCCCUGAUCCCUUCAAUACCCCCCUCCUACCCAAAUCCCUGGACAGCGGCUACGACACAGAGAACAACGAAUCUCCAGAGUUUCUCUUCAAAGAGCUUGGAGAUGCCCUGGGUGGUGAGAGGAGCCCGAGGUUGGGUGGAGAACCUGAACUAGUUGUGCAGGUGGGUUUAGGCCAAGGGAUCUGCACUUCCACAAACAACUCAGAGCUUCAGUUAAAGGGUCUGACUGAUAAGAAUCCUUACAGGGACUCAGCCUAUUUCUCAGACUAUGAUCCUGAAAAUGAGAGGAGCCCUCAAGAAGAAGGCGGUAAAUUCUAUCCGAGUGAUUUCACUGCUGAGAAUCUGAGCUCUAUCAGAGGUGAUGACUCUGUCAAAAGGCAGUUCAACAGCGACGACCAUCUAACAAAUCUGAGACUCAUCAAAAGUUGUGUUUUGGUGAAUCUCUCAGAGGCUGACCCUAGUUCACCCCAUCCCCUCCCCACCCCUGGCUUGUCUAUGCUCUCACCCUUUCCUCCGCAGAUGGGUGGCUGCCUGACCAAAGAGUCCGCCCCAGCAGAUGAUGAUCUCGGGUUGGAGAACGAGCACUCAGGAGAGGAACCUUCCUCGGAGCUCAGCUCCUCCAUCGGGUCUGAACCCUCAUCCGCCGUCCAGGAGGCCUCAGGAAACCAUGAGGAGGGGAACAGAAGGGCAGAAGAUUACUCCCCUGUCCAGUCUUUGAAUUCUGACUCCACCAUAACUGACUACAGAGACGAGGCCCCCAAAGAAAAUGAGAAUGGAGAUGGAUCAACAGAGGAGGAAGAGCUGCCCGAGUUCAAUCACGUCCAGGAAGAGACGGAGGACAGAAGGGAGGCGGUGAGAAUAAAUGAGGAAGAUUUCGAGGACAUAGACGCAGAGGAAUGUGACUCACAGGACAGUCUGUGUGAAGAAUCCAACGGCCCCACUGACCUGUCAGCUUCCUCGUCACUGCUGGAGCUGUGCGGCGAGGAAGUGAGAGCUCCGCUGGAGGAGGCGGAGGAUGAAGAUGACUCAGAUGACAGCGAGUCAGAUGAAGAGCUGAGGACCUACAACAUCCAAGAUGAAGACAGCGAGGAGAGUGAGGAGGAUUUCACCGCGGUGCCGGUGGUGGUGAGCGACUGCAGCAGGGCGAGACACCUCCGCAGCCUCCUGAAGAUGCCAACCCUGAUCACGGAGUCCUUCUGUGACGAGUUGGAGAGGAAGAAAAAAGCUGUGUCCUUUUUUGACGAUGUUACGGUGUUCCUUUUUGACCAGGAGAGCCCCACAGGAGAGCUGGUUGACUACACCUUCUCCGUAGAAGCUGAGGCCAAUGAACAGGAAUCCUCCGAGGAAAAAAUCUCCGACCAGCAGCUGCAGCCUGACCCUGAACUAGAAGCUGAGCUCGAGGCUCAAUCCUGUGAAACGUUCUGUGUUUCUGAAGACGCAGAUGGGGGCAACUCAGUAGAGGGUGGGGGUUGUGAGUGGAAAGAUGACCUCUCAUUUGAGCACCGCCCGUCCUCACCUGACACCAACCCUGAGCCGCCAUCCUCACCUUCAUCCACCUCCAACAGUCCGGAGGUUCCCAAACCUGCAGCUGUAGCACUUAACCGUUUUAUGGUCUCACGGUUCUCUAUCACACACGUCUCCGACCCCCACACGGGCUCAGCAACAGAGAACAGUGAAGAUAGUCCAAAAGAUUGAGCGCCCCCUCGGCCCUGACCGGAGGAGGAUGAGUCCUGGUCCUUCUCAACACAGAAAAGCAGCAUUAUUAUAUCUAGAUGUUUUACAGAGUUUUAUUUUUAUCGACAUUUGGGGCAUCUGACCCUGGUGACCCUUUAUGAGACAGUGCCUCAUACUGUAGUGGAAGACCCUCAAUGAUUUGCACACUUUCUUUUUAUUUUAUUUUAUGAAAGAUGUUUUUAGGAUGUUGGAGCGGCAGCCUGAUCGAGACAACCAGGAGAGUGGAGUCAAAAUCUAAUGAAUUUGUUCGCAGGGAUAGAAACCAUUGGUAUUUUAGUUUUAUUAACACUAUAUGACAAUAUAACUGAUUUGCUCAGUGCAACAGCAAUUUCUGUUGGUGAUGGAAGCCCUGAGGAGCGAGGAAUAUUUUGUUUUAAUUCUGGUGCUGCUAUUCUAAGAUCUUGAGUGAAGAUUUUUUUUCACAAGUACAUAAAAAUAAGGUUCUCAGAGUAAACCAUUUUUUCGAUAGCAUUUUUUUUUCAUGUGUUGAGCCGACUACAUUUUUUUUUUUUUUUCAGAUUUUUCAUUUUUUGUCGAGGCGAGUAAAAAAAAUAAAAAAUCUUGACAAAUGAAAAAACAAUCUUAUCUUAAUUAGCAUAUGAGUAGUGGUGCUUUUUUUUUUUUUCAUUUUCAUGUUACAAAACCUGCUAACAUAUUAUUGGUGCUUGUUGGGUUUGGAGAGGGAUGAAAACUUCCCUGGACGAACAUGGAAGCCUUUCAUCUUAUCAACACUUAGUUAACUCUUGGAAAAAAAAAAAAAAAUCACUUGUGAAAAUUGUUUUUUUUUUUUUAUUGUCUCAACACGUGAAAAAAAAAAUGUUUCAUUGUGAAAAUUGAUUUUUUUCACUCUGUUUUCACACAAACUUAGAGAAUGGAGCACCAGAAAAAAAAAGAAAUGUCUCCCUUGCCUUUCAGGGCUUCCACAGUUGGUGACCUAGUUUGUGAAUUUAAAAGAAAAUAAGGUAACUCUUUAGACAAGGAAACACAUAUUUACUGCUAUGCUUAUGAGCAUGCAUAUUAGUAGCAGUUAUAAAGACACUUUUUGGGCCCUUAUUCUGCAUGACCAUAUUGUAAAGCUGCUAGGCAAUAAGGAAAUUGUUGUACAUGAAUUAUAAACUUAAUGUAUUUUGCUCGGUAUGGGCCUUUAUAAGUCGGGAAUACCGAAAGAAAUUCUCCCUUUAUAACAUUUCAAGUGUUGUUCCACAUCCUUAAGUGAGGUCUUGCUCAUAAUUAAUUCACCAGUUGAACCUCUGUGGGUUCAGACUGUGUGUCAAGCUGCCAGUGAAUUAGUUAUGAGCAAGACCUCGCUUAAGAAUGCAGAACAAAUUCUGACUCCGUUUAGAGUUUUUCUAAAAACAUCUGUAGACGUUUGUUCAGUCACGCAAGGAUGAACAGGAUGUACUGAGAGUUGAAAAUCAAACUAGCAAAUUAAAAAGAAGAAUAAAGAAUUAAGAGUAAGAAUUAAAUAUCUGAAUAAAUACAUUGCAUGCUAUUAAAUACACCAUAAAUCAUAUUAAAACUAAAUGUAGGAAAUGAUUAAACUAUAAAAUAUGUGACAUAAAUUGAUAUUUCUGUUUUAAUUUGCUUCUGGAUUUAUUUACUUUUGUAUUGAUUCCCCCAAUUUAUUUAUGUUACAACUUCAUUUUCUAUUGUUUAUUCAUUUUUUACAUAUUUAUUUCUGUGUUAUUUCCCUUUGCAUUUUGCAAAACAGUAGCCCUACAUGAAUAAAUAAAAUAAUACAUACAUACAUUCAAAAAUUAAUACAUUUAUGAAUAAAAUGGCACAAAAAUGUGAAACUAAAUAAAUAGUUGAAUUAUUACAGAUUAAAUAAAUAAAGAAGAAAGUUUUAUUUUAUACUUAUUAAUUGAGCAAUUUAUUUAUUAUUCAUUUCCAUAGUUUCGGCCUGUACAUGUUUAGGAGAGGUAUGCUACUAAUAUGCAUGUUAAAAAGUUUUAUUUAUGUUCCUUGUUUCAAAGAGUUGGUGAAAAUAAAUGAUGAAAAGUAGAAAAACAUGGUGAAACGACAGGCUUCACAGCUGCUCCUCUCAUUGGCUGCCUUGGUUCAUCUGCUUACCAUCGAUCCGGCAUAUUUAGGAAAAAAAAAAAAAAAAAGAAAGACUUUUAGAGGUCCGAUUGGUGGAGCCAGAGAACAAUGAUGUCCGGUUGAUUGUCACAUAAGAAGCUGAAGUUGAUUCCCAAACAAUCUGAAUUUAUUUCAUCUCGUAUUUAACAGCUGUGGGUGGUGCUGAAACUUAAUCCAGUCAUAUCGAUGUUGUCACUCCCUGAACUAUCACCACCGCUCACUCUGGUUAACGAUGAACCUUCCCAAAUCCAUCUGAAGCACUUUGUAUAGCCAAACUUGGUCUUUUUUUUUUUUCUUUUUUUUUUUUUUUUUUUGUAGACGCGCUACAUCUCCCCCAUCCUGGAAUGAAACAAUUAAAAACAUGUGAGGUUCCUCAUUCAUGUCCACAGUGCCGGCUACAGGUUCACUCUCGUUGUGGCAUCAUUUUUUUUUUUCUCUUUUAUUACAUUUCAUCAGCAAUAGAAUGACACCAAAGGGGAUAGAGAGGUGUUUCCAC